ACUCGUCCCAGCAUAACCUUUCUAAAUCACUCCGCCAGUAGCCAGAGAACAGAAAAUAGUCCCGCAGGUAAUGCGGUUUAUUAAAACUAAUACUCAACCCUAGACCGUUGCCAUCAUAAUUAAUCGUAUAAAUAAACAACAUUGAAAAAUUACGAACAAUUUCGGACUUAAUCAUUACGCAUUCCGGGUUUUGCAUUUCCGCGGGCAGACGACGUGCCGGUCCGAGCCCUUCAAAACAACGGUCUCUCGGAACCUCUUUUCGCACUUACAUUGAGUGACUGGAAGAGAUUCCAUAAAAGGAGCUUGCAUAGGUCUAAGCCCCACACUAUUUUGUAUGCCCAGCUCGCGUUCAUUUUGUGGAAUUCUGGCUUAUUCUUUUAAAAUUUUGGUUUAAAUGCACCAGGUUGGCUUCUCCUCUGGACCGUGCUCCAAACUUUCUGCAUUAGGUUUGAGCAACUGGAAGAUAUUCAAUAAUAACAACUUAUUUCAGUCAAAGGCCCACACAUUUUUGUCUGCCCCGUUCACCUUCUUUUUUUGAAAUUUUGUCUCAUUCUUUAGAAGUUUUGGUCUGUGUGAGAGAGGUCGGCUUCUCCUCUGGACCGAGCUCCAAACUUUCUGCAUUAGGUUUGAGCAACUGGAAGAGAUUCGAUAAUAACAACUUAUUUCAGUCAAAGGCCCACACAUUUUUGUCUGCCCCGUUCGCCCUCAUUUUGAGAAUCAAUCUUUAUUUUGGGAGAAACAUCGAAUAAUCUGUGCCAAUGUGGGGAUAAAACGGCCAAGGGACUACUUUCGGAAAGGUUACGCUGGGACGAGUAUACCAUAAAUGUUUUUCUGUCAACUUCAAGUACCUUCUGCUAGGUCGUAACAUCGCAAUAAAUUUAAUGUUUGUUGUAGAAAAAUGUAAGUACCUCAUUACGAAGGAAAUGUAAUUUACAGUUGGCUUAUUUUGUGCUUAAGUCCUGUCGGAAUAACCCCAACACGAACAACCAUUUUAAUCUGCCUGUUGUGUUAAAAACCUCCCAUAAUCAUGCUUAGCAGGCCCACACAACUGGCUUUGAAACGAAAGUCAGUGGCAAAACUGUGUGGCAAAAAAUGUCCAGAUUUGGCGCGUAACUUUACUAGCAGCACUGUGUUGAAAACCGUCAGUAGCAGUCUCAGUGACAGUGUCAUCAACAAUGUGGCUGAUAACAACCGCCCAUUGCCACGAGAGGCAAAAGUUGUCAUUUGUGGAGCAGGUGUUAUGGGAGCAUCCGUUGCAUACCAUCUGGCUGAGCUUGGAUGGGGCUCUCAUACAGUUCUGGUUGAUCAGGGCAACAUUGGCGGAGGCGCAACAGGCCACACUGCUGGGCUUGUUGGAGUUUUUAAACCAAGUUUGGCUCAGGUUCGCCUGGUUCAAUCAACGGUUUCUCUGUACAAAUCUUUGGAGGAGAGAGGGCUGCCCACUGGCUGGAAACAAUGUGGAAGCUUAUGUUUAGCCAAAACUCGAGAUCGUAUGACUGUUUUUCGUCGUAUGCAGGCUCUCUCGGUCUCUUGGGGCAUUGAUUGCAAAUUGGUGACACCAGAGGAAAUAUCCAAGUUAUGUCCUCUUGUCCGCACUGAUGAUUUAAAGGGUGGAAUCUGGAUCCCUGGCGACGGGGUCGGUGAUCCUCUUCAGAUAUGCCAAUCCUUAGUCAAAGUAGCCCAACAGGGAGGAGUCCAUGUUUUAGAAGGGUGUUCUGUGAAACGAGUGGUAAGCAGUAAUGGCCGCAUAGUGGCUGUUGAUACAUCUCAUGGCACUGUUGAGUGCCAAUACUUUGUGAACUGUGGUGGGUUUUGGGCGCGGCAAAUAGGGCAAAUGAGUGAGCCAUUUGUAAAAGUGCCUUUACAUCCUUGUGAUCAUUACUAUCUUCAUACUCGUCCUGUUUCUGGAUUGGAUCCCAUGACUCCAGUGGUUAGAGAUCAGGAUAACCAUAUAUAUUUCCGCGAAAAUGAUGGCUGUUUAAUGUUAGGAGGAUUUGAACCUGUUGCUAAACCAGCUUUUGAGGAUGGGCUCUUACCAGCCUCAUCCUCAGCAAGGAAGCUGCCUGAAGAUUGGGAUCAUUUUCAUGUUUUGUUGGAGCAAAUGUUACACAGAGUUCCAAUAUUAGGAGAGACGGCACUGGAUCGGCUUGUCAAUGGACCAGAAGCAUUUUCUCCUGACUGUAAAUGGAUCUUAGGAGAGGCCCCUGAAAUUCAAAACUAUUUUGUGGCAGCUGGAAUGAAGACAGUUGGCAUUUCAGCAGCAGGUGGUGUGGGUCAUUCCACAGCCAACUGGAUUGUUAAUGGCUUUUCUUCGUAUGAGAUGUAUGAAUUGGAUAUAACACGAUUCCUUGGUUUACACAAUAACAGAAAAUUUUUGAGAGACCGUGUGAGGGAAGUUCCAGGACUUCACUAUGCUAUCAAUUACCCAUUUUCUGAGUUCAGCACUGGGCGCAACCUUCGAAUGUCUCCCAUCUAUCCAAAGUUGAGAGAAGCUGGUGCUGUCUUUGGCCAAGUGAUGGGUUAUGAAAGACCUGUUUACUUUGAUCCAGAUGGCUUAUUGUCAAAUGUAACUGCUGACCCAGGAGCAGAGAAACCAUUUCGUAUAGCGGAAACUCGAACAUUUGGGAAACCAGAUUGGUUUGAUAUAGUGAGUGAGGAAUAUUCAGCUUGUAGAGAAAGUGUGGGUCUUUGUGAUUAUUCAUCCUUCACUAAAAUUGAUCUUUGGUCAAAGGGCAAUGAGGUAGUGGAAGCUCUCCAAUAUCUAUGUUCCAAUGAUGUUGAUGUACCGAUUGGAAGCAUAAUUCAUACUGGAAUGCAAAACUCAAGGGGAGGCUAUGAAAAUGACUGCAGCCUUGCCAGAUUGGCAGAAAAUCAUUAUAUGAUGAUAGCACCAACAAUACAACAGACGCGCUGUAAAGUGUGGAUCCAACGCCAUUUGCCACCUGAUGGAUCUGUAGCAUUGUCUGAUGUAACAUCCAUGUACACAGCUAUUUGUGUUAUGGGACCUUUAACACGAACUCUCCUUUCUGAGCUUACUGACACUGAUCUAAGUCCUCAAUCUUUUCCAUUUUUCACAUUCAAGGAAUUAGACGUUGGUCUAGCAAAUGGCAUUCGGGCCAUGAAUCUAACACACACAGGUGAAUUAGGAUAUGUUUUAUACAUACCUAAUGAGUUUGCCCUUCAUGUUUACACACGUUUAAAGGAAGUAGGAGAGAGGUAUGACCUCCGUCACACAGGCUAUUAUGCCAUGCGUGCAUUACGAGUGGAAAAGUUUUUUGCCUUCUGGGGCCAGGACUUGGACACAACAACAACUCCUUUGGAAUGUGGUAGAUCGUGGCGUGUUAAGUUUGAGAAAGGAAUGGACUUCAUAGGGAGAGAGGCCCUGCUGCAACAGCGUGAUGAAGGUGUGAAACGAAUGUACGUUCAGUUAAUACUUCAGGACCAUGAUCCGGAUUUAGAUUUAUGGUGUUGGGGUGGGGAACCAAUUUAUCGGGAUGGAGAGUAUGUUGGGGCAACAACCACCACAGGAUAUGGUUACACCUUCAAAAAACAGGUUUGCCUUGGAUUCAUCCAGAAUUUUGACCCAAACAAAAUUCCUCAGAGAGUGACAUCAGACUUUGUUCAGUCGGGCAGCUAUGAGGUCGACAUUGGUGGUAUUCGAUACCCCGCCAAGGUGAACUUGCAUUCUCCAAACCUCCCUACUAAGUUCCCUGACAAAGAGAGGGAAGCAUACCAAGCAACUCGAGUCAAAGUUGGCGUGAGCGAGCCAAUACUCAAAGUGGUUACCUCAUAGUGUGGACAUUGUCUUCCUACUGUUUGGUCUGAUAUUUCUGUGAUUUUCUGCUCUAUUUUUAUUGCAUGCCUUCUUUAUCUUUAAUAGCUAUUUGUAUGAAGUGUUGCCCUUAAAAUAAAUUAAAUUGUUGUCAGGAUUUGUUUUAGUUUUGUAAUUGCUGUUGUGUUUGUAGGUAUGCUCAAUUUUUGUUUGUCAGCCUUCAGCUAUCUAACAAAUGAAACUUAAUGUGAUUCAUCAGUUCCUUUCUUCCUUUGCCUGUUGUCAAUUAAUCCAUUUUAAGCUUGUUGUUAUGGCAGCUCUGUUUUGUUACAACAUAUUUAUGUUAAUACCGUUACUGUUGCGACCAAUGCUUGUAGAUUUAAUGGUCAUUCUACACCUGAUUUGUUAUCAAAGUCAUCCUUCAAUUAGUAAUUUGAAUUUGUAAAUGAAGUAUUGUUUAACUUGUGUCCCUAAAAGUUCUGUAUCCUAGUCCUAGUCACUGUUCUCAGAUACAUCUGCAUUGAAUCAAAGCUGUCCUGUACAUUUUCAUUUUUGUCUAUACUGUAUAUUUAUGAUGUAGGUGUUAGUAAUCUUUGUAACAGUGUAAAUCAUUGAUGUAAAUUUUUAGAAUCUACCUUGUUGCCAACUUUACCUAGUUUUGUAGAAGGUUUUGUACAUAGUUAUUGAGGUUCCUCUAGAAACAGUCUUUUGAUGUGAGGUGUGUUUUGGAUCUGUGAUAAUAAUACUCAAUAAUAGACUAAAAAUCUAAAAUGUUCGAAUUGUAUCUUCCCAUGCACUUACAAGUUGUGCUGCCUUGAUAAAUGUUCAAUAAAAAUUGUGCGACUGUAAGCUUUAAAAAGAGCUUUUAAAUCAUAGAGGAACUUUGUGGGAUAUGUAUCAUUUUUUUUUUUUAUUAAAUUAUGGUCACUGCAGUAUUUACACAGCUAACUGCUCUGUCCUACCUUAUUUUCUUAAAACUUUUGUCACAAAUUUUAGACUGCAUUAAUUAUUUUCUAUCCAGACAAGAGGUUUGAAAUGUGGUGAUAAGAUAGCUAACUAAAAUUUACUUGCUUAUGUAUGAUUGAGGCUUGGCUUCACAUUUAGAGGUUUUUUUUUACAGUUAUGAUUUUGAUGUUGUUGUUGGUGGGCGUGUGUCUUUGUUUCGUCUCUUUUCCUCGCCAUUAAAAACAUAAACCAGUGA
Messenger RNA from Thrips palmi, 4973 nucleotides. Its product is annotated as pyruvate dehydrogenase phosphatase regulatory subunit, mitochondrial. Bases 1028 to 3793 code for a protein of 921 amino acids. NCBI's taxonomy places the organism in Eukaryota, Metazoa, Arthropoda, Insecta, Thysanoptera, Thripidae. Gene Ontology annotation, molecular function: oxidoreductase activity; protein binding. The transcript has 18 exons. The record is from RefSeq and is a predicted model, not a curated record. Gene Ontology annotation, cellular component: mitochondrion; mitochondrial matrix; cytoplasm.